GGGAGGGAAGAAUGACAAAGCUGCUGAAGGAACUCUAGUCAAGGCGGGGUUGUGCCGUGACCAAGCUGCCUCUUGCCCUCUUCUGGCAGAUCAGGGGGUAAGACCCCCCUCUCGGUGUGGCCCUUCUCAAUGGCAGGCCAUCGGUGGGCCAUGACAUCAGCACUGUGCACCUACGUGGCGGCUGUGUCUCUCCUCUACGUGAGCGAGGUACAAGCCGACUGCUGGCUGAUCGAAGGAGAAAAGGGCUUUGUGUGGCUGGCCAUCUGUAGCCAGAACCAGCCCCCCUAUGAGUCCAUUCCUCAGCAGAUCAACAGCACCAUCCUGGACUUGAGGCUGAACGACAACAAGAUCAAGAACGUCCAAUUCUCUUCCCUCAGCCGCUUCAGUAACCUCACAUACCUCAACUUGACCAAGAACGAGAUCUCGUACAUCGAGGACGGUGCCUUCUCAGGACAGUACAAUCUGCAGGUGCUGCAGCUCGGCUAUAACCGCCUGAGGAAUCUGACGGAGGGGAUCCUCCGGGGCCUAGGGAAGCUGGAGUACCUCUACCUCCAGGCAAACCUCAUUGAGACUGUCACCCCCAAUGCCUUCGGGGAGUGCCCCAACAUAAUGAACAUUGACUUGUCCAUGAACAGGAUUCAACGGCUGGACAGCAACACCUUCAGGGGCCUGAGUAAACUCUCUGUCUGUGAACUCUACAGCAACCCUUUCUACUGCUCUUGUGAGCUCCUGGGCUUCCUUCAGUGGCUUGAGGGCUUCACCAACAUGACACGUACCUACGACCGCAUGCAGUGUGACUCUCCACCCGACUACUCCGGGUACUACCUUCUGGGCCAAGGACGGAGUGGAUAUCGCAAUGCUCUGGGCAUGCUGUCUUCUCUCUGCACUGGCGGCCCCUACACCAUGCCACCUUAUUUGACCCCACCCAAAAGUCCAAUGACCACAGCUCCUCCGGAGAGCCCCUGUCCAGAGGAAGAAUGUUUCUCCGGAGAUGGCACCACAGCCCAGAUCUCUCUGCACACCCCAGUGAUUGACCCAGGUUUGUAUCCCACCAUGAAAGUGAAGCAUGUGACCCAAAACUCGGCUGUAUUAAGUGUGCAGAUCCCUGUGCCCUACAGCAAGAUGUACACCCUGGCACAGUUUGAGAAUGGCCGAUACAAUAUCCUCGCUAAGCUGUUGAAAAAGAGAGAAGAUAUUGAGCUAACGGAUCUAGGCCCAAAUGAAAAUUAUACCUAUUGUGUGACAUCCUCCAAUCGAAUCUCAAGGUACAACUACACUUGCCUCACCAUCAAUCUCAACAAACAGAACCCGGAAGAGCCGACACCCAGGCCUUCAACUGCCACCCACUACAUCAUGACAAUCUUGGGUUGCCUGUUUGGCAUGGUGAUCGUCCUAGGAGUAGUGUACUACUGCCUCCGGAAGAGGCGUCACCAGGAAGAAAAGCACAAAAAAGCUGCUGUGAACAUGAAGAAGACCAUCAUUGAAUUAAAGUACGGGCCAGAGAUGGAAACCACCAGCAUCUCCCAACUCUCCCAAGGUCAGAUGCUGGGUGGCGAGACCAUGACCCGUAUCCCCUACCUCCCCUCUGUGGGAGAAGUGGAGCAGUACAAGCUGAUUGACAGCAGCGAGACCCCCAAGGCUACGAAGGGCAAUUAUAUGGAAGUGCGAAUGGGGGAACAGCCCGAGAGGAGAGACUUGGAACUCCCCAGGCCCCCGGAUAGCCAGAGCUCCGUCGCAGAAAUUUCCACCAUCACAAAAGAGGUGGACAAGGUGAACCAAAUCAUCAACAACUGCAUUGAUGCCUUGAAAUCAGAAUCCACUUCCUUUCAAGGGGUAAAAUCGGGAGCGGUGUCCACUGCUGAGCCUCAGCUGGUGCUGCUCUCCGAACAGAUCCCCAGCAAGCAUAGCUUUCUUGCGCCGGUCUACAAGGAAAGCUACGGCCACCCCCUCCAGAGGCACCACAGCGUCGAGGCCCCUCCAAAACGUCCCAGCACUUCUUCUAGCGGCUCUGUGAGGAGCCCCAGGUCCUUCCGCUCCGAGGGCUCCGGCCACAAAUCAGAAGCCAAAUACAUCGAGAAGACUUCUCCAACCGCCGACACCAUCCUCACUGUGACGCCGGCAGCCGCCAUCUUGCGAGCCGAGGCCGAGAAGAUCAGGCAGUACAGCGAGCACCGGCACUCGUAUCCAGGGUCCCAUCAGGGGGAGCAGCACGAUGGCAUGGGUGGGCGCAAGCCCUCCAUCUUGGAACCUUUGACCAGGCCCCGCCCCAGAGACUUGGCCUACUCUCAGCUCUCCCCUCAGUAUCACAACUUGAGCUACACUUCCAGCCCGGAGUACACGUGCAAACCUUCCCGGAGCAUCUGGGAGCGUUUCAAGCUGAACCACAAGCGGCACAAAGAGGAGGAGGAGGAGGAGUACAUGGCUGCCGGCCACGCCCUGCGCAAAAAGGUCCAGUUUGCCAAAGACGAAGAUCUCCACGACAUCUUAGAUUAUUGGAAGGGGGUUUCUGCCCAGCACAAGUCCUGAGUCCUCGACCGGCUCGUGACUUAACCACGGACCAAAAGAAUCAAAAACCAAUCAGCAGCAGCUAUUGUUUUUAAUCCAGACUUAUCUUUAAAAGAAAAAGGGAAAAAAGAAAAGAACUCAGAAGAAUCUAUAAUUAUUCUAUAGAAGGUUUAGGAGAGAAAGAGUGGUGUGGAAAUAUUGUCUCGCUGAUGUGGGAUUUGAAAAGGAGAGGGGGGCGAGGAAGUGAGAGGCACGAGAGAAAAAAUGCUUAAACACUAAGUAAA
Molecule: messenger RNA, 2789 nt
Organism: Candoia aspera
Lineage: Eukaryota; Metazoa; Chordata; Lepidosauria; Squamata; Candoiidae
Gene: ELFN1
Product: extracellular leucine rich repeat and fibronectin type III domain containing 1
Exons: 1
Coding region: 130-2526 (798 amino acids)
Cellular component (GO): plasma membrane
Molecular function (GO): protein binding
Source: RefSeq, a predicted model, not a curated record